AUGUAUUUGGUGAAUGGUACCUCGGCAACAAAUGGAACAAACAUCCUGCACUGCCUAUCCACCUACAACUUUGGAAAUGUGUUCCUGAGCAUUUUCACCAUCACCGUGAUGCUUGUGGGCCUGCCGGGAAACAUUGUAGCCCUAUGGAUUUUCUGUUUCCGCAUGAAAUGUUGGAAACCCAACACUGUCUUCCUCUUUAACCUGGUUCUGGCUGACUUCUUCCUUCUCAUCAGCGUGCCCUUCCGCAUCGACCUCUAUCUCCAAGACAACUACUGGAGGUUCGGACCGGUCUGGUGCCGCAUCAACCUCUUCAUGCUGGCUGUCAAUCGCUCUGCCAGUAUUGGAUUCAUGACAGUUGUGGCACUGGACCGCUACUUUAAAGUGGUCCAUCCGCUUCACUGGAUCAGCCGUAUGACUUUAACCCAGGCGGGUUGGCUCACAGGCCUGAUCUGGAUGGCUGUGGUCGCCCUUCGGAUUCCGCUGUUGGCCACCAACCUCCAUUACCAGGAUGAAAAUGUCUCACUGUGUCGCAGCUUCAACUCCUAUGAGGUAAUCCCACCGACAAUAGUGGUACACUACGUGGCCUUCGUUCUAGAGUUCUUCCUGCCCUGGUUUAUGUUGCUGUUCUGCUCAGCCCGGAUUGUCUGCAUCCUGCGCCAACGUGGGAUGGACAAGAAGAAGAACGUACGGAGGGCGAUCCGAGCCGUAGGGGUGAUCAGUUCAGUGUUCACCAUCUGUUUCAUGCCAAAUAUAGUCACAGGUUUGGGUGCGGUGUACAUCAAGUAUUUCUACCCCAAUGAUUGCUUGUACUACACACUAUUAACUGAGAUCUUUAUGGUGUGCAUCGGUUUUACCUACCUCAACAGUGCUUUGGACCCUCUCAUCUACGUUUUCUCUAGCGCCAUGUAUCGUGAUGCCCUCAUGGCCGCCAUCAGCCAACUGGGCUUUGUGAGGAAGUAUGUCAGAGCAGCCGGCAACCGAGAAACAAAAUAA
Centropristis striata (black sea bass) is the source of this 993-nucleotide messenger RNA. Its product is annotated as hydroxycarboxylic acid receptor 2-like. The record is from RefSeq and is a predicted model, not a curated record. Bases 1 to 993 code for a protein of 330 amino acids. Gene Ontology annotation, molecular function: G protein-coupled receptor activity. Lineage: Eukaryota; Metazoa; Chordata; Actinopteri; Perciformes; Serranidae. Gene Ontology annotation, cellular component: membrane. Gene Ontology annotation, biological process: G protein-coupled receptor signaling pathway. The transcript has a single exon.